AUGAAACCGGAUUAUCUUUUCGGCCUCGCGGCCUUGGCUAGAUCGGUGCUCGCAUCGGACCAGCAACCGUUGCGAGCUGCCCAACUCCACGAGACUGGCCCGGAGCCAAGACUGGAUCAAGUUAUUGCUUCCUCACCUCUUCUCUCGUUCCACAGGGACAUAGUAGAGAUAGCAUCGGUCACCGAGAAUGAGAAAACUGUGGGAGACUUUAUCUUGGAAUUCCUUGCUGCGCAGAACUUGACCGUCGAGAAACAAAUCGUUACCCCCGAGACGAAAGAUCAAAAAGAAAGAUUCAACAUUUAUGCCUAUGUUGGGAAAAAUAGGUAUCCUGAUGUGCUAUUGACUAGUCACAUCGAUACGGUCCCACCCUUCAUUCCGUACUCUCUGCAUUCGCCUCAGACCGAUGGUUCGUUAUUUGACCGAAACGACCUGGUCAUUGCUGGCCGUGGGACAGUCGAUGCCAAAGCUAGCGUAGCAGCCAUCAUUUUCGCUGCUCUGGAAACACUCAGAGACAACCCAGAUGCCUCAAUCGGUCUACUGUUUGACGUUGGCGAGGAAAGGGACGGCGUCGGUAUGAAACACUUCUCAAACUCCGACCUAAAUUUGAAACCUCCGACAUAUCGCUCGAUCAUAUUUGGUGAACCGACGGAGUUGAAUCUGGUUGCGGGGCACAAGGGAUCCAUGAAGUUUACGCUUGUCUCAAGAGGCAAAGCGGCACACUCGGGUUACCCCUGGUUAGGGGAAAGUGCAAUUUCCGCCAUACUUCCAGUUCUGUCUCAUCUCGACUCGUUACCUAAUAUUCUACCCCAAGAUGGUGGUUUUCCUCGAAGUGAGCGGCUGGGUCAGUCCACUUUGAAUAUUGGUCAAAUCUCUGGUGGCGUGGCAGCCAAUGUGGUUCCUGCAUAUGCUGAAGCAACUAUAUCCGUUCGUAUUGCCGAAGGAAGCCCGGAGGACAUCAGAGAAAUCAUACGCAAAGCCGUGGAUAGCGUGUCCGAAGGCGACCAAAACAUCGAUUUGGAGUUUGGACACCCACAGACUGGAACUGGACCUCAGUACUUCGAUGUUGAUGUGGAUGGAUUUGAUGUGAUUACUGUGAACUACGGAACCGAUGCUGCUUCACUACAUAUUCACAACCAAAGCUCUCAAAAGGUUCAGCGUUAUCUGUAUGGACCUGGAAGUAUUCAUGUUGCCCAUGCAGACAACGAGGCAAUCACUGUUGGAGAACUGGAAGAGGCGGUGCAAGGAUACAAGAGACUGAUCUCAGCUUCUCUUUGA
This is a messenger RNA of Penicillium atrosanguineum, 1275 nucleotides long. Its product is annotated as M20 family metallopeptidase. Gene Ontology annotation, molecular function: hydrolase activity. The coding region runs from base 1 to 1275 and encodes 424 amino acids. The transcript has a single exon. NCBI's taxonomy places the organism in Eukaryota, Fungi, Ascomycota, Eurotiomycetes, Eurotiales, Aspergillaceae. The record is from RefSeq and is a predicted model, not a curated record.